Molecule: messenger RNA, 438 nt
Organism: Peronospora belbahrii
Lineage: Eukaryota; Oomycota; Peronosporomycetes; Peronosporales; Peronosporaceae
Source: the annotation of a GenBank genome assembly
AUGAGCGUUAUAACAAAUGGAAGGACUGAUCAAGACGUUCUUGGCUCUAUUCCUGUCCUCGCCGUUAAAUCUUUUCCACCUUUGUCACGUACACCGCCGUUAUCGUACUCGGUCCCGCGCUCACAUAUUGUCACUAGCUCUUUCCAUGGAACAUUGCGUAAACGCAGUCAUAGUGGCGAUAUGCUCUUGUUGAAGUCCGUUGAGACAUCUUCUCGUUUUGCAAUUGCAGCAACCCACGUGUCGAUUGCGCUGUGUUCCUCUUUGGGCGAGUCCUUGGCUGCAGAAAAAUUACGAUUAGGAUCAACAUCUUUUGUCAGGUGGCAGUUACCAGUUCUUUCACAGCCAAAACGUAGCGGUGUGAGAUACAGAGUCUUACGUCAACGGGGAAAGUUUCCAAUGUCAAGAAGAUGCCUCGUGCUACGACUGCAGUCGAUAUAA